This is a messenger RNA of Strongylocentrotus purpuratus (purple sea urchin), 2697 nucleotides long. RefSeq names its product serine/threonine-protein kinase tousled-like 2. The transcript is spliced from 18 exons. Lineage: Eukaryota; Metazoa; Echinodermata; Echinoidea; Camarodonta; Strongylocentrotidae. Gene Ontology annotation, molecular function: ATP binding; protein serine/threonine kinase activity. The record is from RefSeq and is a predicted model, not a curated record. Gene Ontology annotation, biological process: peptidyl-serine phosphorylation; intracellular signal transduction; chromosome segregation. Bases 386 to 2491 code for a protein of 701 amino acids. Gene Ontology annotation, cellular component: nucleus.
UUGCAGUUUCCUUCAAUAUUUUGCCUAGUCGAUGGUGGAAACUGUUUUUUCAGUGAAACUUUUGAUUUUUUCUUGUAAGAAUCUAGGUACAAAGCUAAUGCUUGCUUUAUAUUCUCAAAAUUGUUAUGACAAAAAUCAACUACCUCUCAUUGAGACUCACGUACUUCCUCUGGAGAAUGCAUUCGGCAAGAAGUCCGCGAGGAAACCCCGCGAACUGACCGAUUAUCGAUUAUCAAGUCCAUGAAUUGUGUGACGUCAUGAUGAACUGUUUUCACCGAAAAAUAGCACGAAGUGAAGCAAAGCUGUUCCCUAAAAGACUGCCGAUCAUACUGUCAUCGUAGGAGAUCUGUUUUGUGCGGUAACUAGCGAGGACGAAGGUCCCAUCAUGCAGGAGUUCAGGCAUUUUGAUCCACAGAAGCUGGAGCUGCUGGAAGCCCGCAUCAAAGGCAACCGUUCUCAGCAGCAACCCAUCAUGAUAGCUGAUGAUUCCAAUCAUAGCACCAGCACUUGUAGCCGCGGCUCACCCAGUGAUGAUUUAGAGGUCAUGCAGGCAGAAACCCCAGAAAAGGAGAGAAAGAAGAGGAAAAGAAAAGGACAAGGACAAGAUAUUGAUCCAUCAGGUCCAAAGAAGAUUAGUGAAUAUUUCAAGGCAGCAACAUCAUUAAGUCCAGGAAGAACCAGUCUUGGAAUAGGUAUCUUACCCAAGUCACCUCCACCCAGCGCAUAUCCUAGUCAAAUUAUGUCUUCACCAUGUGGUAACAGCAAUGACUACAUCUCCCACUCGUCACAAUCACCAAAGCCAGCAAGACCAAGGUUUUCAGAUAGCAGCUCUAUAUCAACUCAGACUGACAUGAGUUUACAAGAUUUGGAACUGAAAGAAAGACAGCAUCAAUCCCACAUGAGGGUGAAGGAGGAGACGAUAGAAACACUUAAUAGUACAACUCAGGAUUUACAACGGAGGUUAGACAGUGCUCAGAAACUCCUAGAUAAGUUCAAGGAACAGUCAAAGAGAAGUACAGAAAAGGUUAAACAACUGCUUAUAGAAAAGGCCGCAACUGAAAACAAACAAGCACGAACCAAGAGCAUGGAGGAUCGUCUAAGACUAGGACAGUUCACUACUCAAAGACAAGGGGCCAAAUUUGUUGAAACCUGGAACGAUGGCUAUGCAUUCACUGAUCUUGUCAAGCGCCAGGAGAAAAUUGCCAAAGAAAGGGAGGAACUGGACCAGCAAAGGAAGUCCCUCAUGAAGAGGAAACCGCCGAAUAGUCCUCAUCCUAGUUCCAAGUCCAGGCCCAAACAGAACGGUCCUAAUGACGAAGGGUUUGCCAAACCUCUCCCAGAGUACAUGAAUCAUGCAGAGUUCUAUGAGAGAGAUGAGAUCACAAAAUUAAGACAAGCCGCAUUUAAGAAGGAGGAAUCAGAUCUACAGGGAGAACUGGAGAAGCUAGAACGAGAACGGAAUCUUCACAUACGAGAGCUGAAACGUAUUCACAACGAGGACCAGUCCACCUUUAAAAACCACAAGGUUCUCAACGAUCGCUAUCUACUAUUAAGACUCCUAGGCAAGGGAGGCUUUAGUGAAGUGUACAAGGGAUAUGACCUGAAGGACCAUAGAGAUGUCGCAUGUAAGAUUCAUCAAUUAAGCAAGGAAUGGAAGGAAGAUAAAAAGGCUAAUUAUAUCAAACAUGCUUUAAGGGAGUACGAAAUCCACAAGAGUUUGGAUCAUGCGAGGGUUGUCAAGCUAUAUGAUGUCUUCGAGAUUGAUGCAAACUCAUUCUGCACUGUUUUAGAAUUCUGUCCUGGCAACGACCUGGACUUCCACCUGAAGCAGCACAAGCUGAUGGUUGAGAGAGAGGCGCGUUGUAUCAUCAUGCAAGUAGUUAGCGCCCUCAAGUAUCUGAAUGAGAGGAAGCCACCCAUCAUUCACUACGAUCUCAAACCAGGCAAUAUUCUUCUAUGUCAUGGUUCAACAUGCGGUGCCAUCAAGCUAACUGACUUUGGACUUUCCAAGGUGAUGGACGAUGAGCAUUUCAACUCACAGGAAGGGGGUAUGGACCUGACCUCGCAGGGUGCAGGAACAUACUGGUAUCUCCCUCCUGAAUGCUUUGUAGUUGGUAAAGAACCUCCUAAGAUUUCUUCUAAGGUGGACGUCUGGUCAACAGGUAUCAUCUUCUACCAAUGUCUCUAUGGAAAAAAGCCAUUUGGUCACAACCUAUCACAAGCCUCUAUCUUGGAGCAGAAUACCAUCCUAAGAGCAACUCAAGUCCAGUUCAGUCCAAAGCCAACGGUCAGCCAGGAAGCAAAGGACUUCAUCCGCCGGUGCCUGAUGUACCGCAAGGAGGAUCGGGCAGACGUGCUAGCCCUGGCCAAGGACCCCUACCUGAUGCCUUCCAAUAAGAAGAGCUCUGCAGCUGCUGCAGCUCAUGCCUCGGCCGCAGUCAGUAGUCCCCAGAGUCACUCAAACAUCAGCAAUUCAGAGAACUCCACUUAAUCUUCAAUACCCUACCCAGGUUUCCCCAUGUGUAGUUCCACUUCAUGCUAUGGCCAGACUGCGAUCAGUAUUUGAAGAAAUGGUAAUCGUGUCAGAUAUGGAGAUUCAAACAGGUGGAGGGCAAUUAGCCAAAAAUCAUAAAAUUGGCUAUAACUCUCAAAAUGUAUCUGCCACUGUAACAAAUUUGGUAUCAAUCGAAAGAGCUU